Messenger RNA from Diachasma alloeum, 687 nucleotides. RefSeq names its product 39S ribosomal protein L23, mitochondrial (gene mRpL23). The record is from RefSeq and is a predicted model, not a curated record. The transcript has 3 exons. Lineage: Eukaryota; Metazoa; Arthropoda; Insecta; Hymenoptera; Braconidae. Gene Ontology annotation, biological process: mitochondrial translation. Gene Ontology annotation, molecular function: structural constituent of ribosome. Bases 158 to 613 code for a protein of 151 amino acids. Gene Ontology annotation, cellular component: mitochondrial large ribosomal subunit; ribosome.
GCUGGCGCCAUUAUGGGCAAGUGGAGAAAAUGAUCGUGUAUGGAGUUUCCGGUUCUAGGUUAUAUACCUGACUUAUUCGUUGAAAACAAUAAUAAUAGAAUAAAAAAUAAUAAAUAACUGGGAGUGAUUUUAAGGAAAAAAUAGGCGAGAGGUGAAAAUGUCGACGAGAUGGUACCCAAUUUACCAGAAAGGAAAUCCUCAACUCCGAGUAUUUCUGCCAAAUUUCUGGAUGAAGAUAGUCAAGGGUAAAUACAAACUACCAGAGAACACCGUUGAAUUUCACUGCUCGAUGGAGAUGACUAAAUACGAUGUUAAGAAUUAUCUCGAGAAAAUUUACAAAGUGCCGGUGAUUGAUGUGAGGACGAGGAUAAAAAUGGGCAAGUUUAAAUAUGCUGCCACUGGUGGAUAUGUUGUCCAGGAAGACGAUAUCAAAGUUGCCUAUGCAAUUUUACCCACAGAUCAGAAAUUCGUGUUCCCUGAACUCUUCGAUAAAGAAGAAAAGGCAGAAACCGAGAAAGACGAAAAGAAGAGCUUGUCGCAGAUGGAGGACGGCUACAAGAAAUUUUUGCAAACUAACGACAAGCCUGGCGUCCCAGGAUGGUUUUCCAUAUAAAACUGUAGAUACUAGUGUAAAAAUAAGAGAAAAUCUAUCAAUAAAAGAAUCAAAUAAAUCAUUUUGAAUGAAAA